This is a messenger RNA of Carlito syrichta (Philippine tarsier), 2943 nucleotides long. RefSeq names its product solute carrier family 41 member 1 (gene SLC41A1). The transcript is spliced from 11 exons. Gene Ontology annotation, molecular function: monoatomic cation transmembrane transporter activity. The coding region runs from base 1040 to 2581 and encodes 513 amino acids. Gene Ontology annotation, biological process: monoatomic cation transport. Gene Ontology annotation, cellular component: plasma membrane. Lineage: Eukaryota; Metazoa; Chordata; Mammalia; Primates; Tarsiidae. The record is from RefSeq and is a predicted model, not a curated record.
CCCCAGAUCACGUUUGCCACCAGCGGCCAACCAGUCGGGCCCAAGUCCGCCGGCAAGAAGCGAUUGGGGGCGAGUGAGCUCGGCCCCCCAGGCCUCCGUCCGGGCCCCCCCCACCCGGCCCGAGGCGGUAUAUCCUGCCCUCCCCGGCCACCUCCCCCUCGUGGAAACGGUGCGGCGGCCUCGCUGUAACGCAGAAGCGAAAUGUAGCGGGCCGGGGGUCGCGGCUGUACGCUCGCCUUGGCUGGGGGUGUGGGGGGGGUACGCAAGGGGCCGAGGAGGACUGCGGAGGAGGAGUGAUGAGAAGAGGGGGUACCCUGCACCCCCCGAGACCACGGGCCCCUGCUGCCACUCUCCAGGCGCCCCCGUUCCUCCCAAGCGAGGGGCAGGUGUUCCACACAGAUUCUCGUAACUUUAAGGACCAGGAGUUUGGGGAGGUACAAGGUCUUCUCAGGAAGGGAGGAAAUCUCUGGAACAGAGGGGAAAGGCAGCUGACGCUGUUCUGGGACCAGUCGAGCCUGAGGAGCUGUAGGAACCUGAAGGAGCCCAGCCAAAGAAGCGGGAAGGAGCCACAACCCCAGGCUGUGGCUGUUUUCUGAAAGAUUUGAACUCAAGCUGCUUUUCACAGAAGAGGGUCCACUUCAGAGGGCACCACAGACUUUUUUGGGCCCUUCCACUCUGGAUGCCCCCUGGUCUGAGGAGCCUGCCGCUGAGAACCAAAGAAGAUAAGAGGCCAGACACAUUUUCCUCAAGCACAGAGCUGGUCACUGGGAGUCAGGCGUCUGCACCCCUAGUGGCUGGCUGCUGCGUCUGGUGAGGAGUUUCUUGUUUCCCUCCAGCUUGCAGCUUCAGUGCUUGAUGGGGCUGCCUGUUGGUGGAUCAGUUUUUGCAGUGCCUGGUAGGAGCCGAGAGCCGUGGGAAGAGGUCCCGCGGCACCCAAGCCUGGGUUCACCCCGAGACUAAGUUCUUCCCAAGUUUGAGAGGGAGAGAGAAAGCGAAAAGAAGAGAGGAAAGUUCUCCCUUCCCCUCCUCCCUGCCUGUCAUGUCCUCUAAGCCAGAGCCGAAGGACGUCCACCAGCUGAAUGGGACUGGCCCUACUGCCUCUCCCUGCUCUUCAGAUGGCCCCGGGCGAGAGCCCUUGCCCGGGACCUCAGAGUUCCUGGGGCCUGAUGGGGCUGGAGUAGAGGUGGUGAGUGAGUCUCGGGCCAACGCCAAGGGGGUUCGGGAGGAGGACGCCCUGCUGGAGAACGGGAGCCAGAGCAACGAAAGUGACGACGUCAGCACGGACCGUGGCCCCGCACCACCCUCCCCACUCAAGGAAACCUCCUUUUCCAUCGGGCUGCAAGUGCUAUUUCCCUUCCUCCUGGCAGGCUUUGGGACUGUGGCUGCCGGCAUGGUGCUGGACAUCGUGCAGCACUGGGAAGUCUUCCAGAAGGUGACAGAGGUCUUCAUCCUAGUGCCUGCACUGCUAGGACUCAAAGGAAACCUGGAAAUGACCCUGGCAUCAAGACUCUCUACCGCAGCCAACAUCGGACACAUGGACACACCCAAGGAGCUCUGGCGGAUGAUCACCGGGAAUAUGGCCCUCAUCCAGGUGCAGGCCACAGUGGUGGGCUUCCUGGCAUCCAUAGCAGCUGUCGUUUUUGGCUGGAUCCCUGAUGGCCACUUCAGUAUCCCGCAUGCCUUCUUGCUCUGUGCUAGCAGUGUGGCCACAGCCUUCAUUGCCUCCCUGGUACUGGGUAUGAUCAUGAUUGGAGUCAUCAUUGGCUCUCGCAAGAUUGGGAUCAACCCAGACAAUGUGGCUACACCCAUCGCUGCUAGCCUGGGCGACCUCAUCACCUUGGCGCUGCUCUCAGGCAUCAGCUGGGGACUCUACCUGGAACUGAAUCACUGGCGAUACAUCUACCCUCUGGUGUGUGCCUUCUUUGUGGCCCUGCUGCCUGUCUGGGUGGUGCUGGCCCGACGGAGCCCAGCUACAAGGGAGGUGUUGUACUCGGGCUGGGAGCCUGUCAUCAUUGCCAUGGCCAUCAGCAGUGUGGGAGGCCUUAUCUUGGACAAGACUGUCUCAGACCCCAACUUUGCAGGGAUGGCUGUCUUCACACCUGUGAUUAAUGGUGUUGGGGGCAAUCUGGUGGCCGUGCAGGCCAGCCGCAUCUCCACCUUCCUGCACAUGAAUGGGAUGCCGGGGGAGAACUCUGAGCAAGCUCCUCGCCGCUGCCCCAGUCCUUGUACCACCUUCUUCAGUCCUGAUGUGAAUUCUCGCUCGGCCCGGGUCCUCUUCCUUCUCGUGGUCCCAGGACACCUGGUGUUUCUCUAUACCAUCAGCUGUAUGCAGGGUGGGCACACCACCCUCACACUCAUCUUCAUCAUCUUCUAUAUGACAGCUGCACUGCUCCAGGUGCUGAUUCUCCUGUACAUCGCAGACUGGAUGGUGCACUGGAUGUGGGGCCGGGGCCUGGACCCAGACAACUUCUCCAUCCCGUACUUGACUGCCCUGGGGGACCUGCUUGGCACUGGGCUCCUAGCACUCAGCUUCCAUGUCCUCUGGCUCAUUGGGGACCGAGACACGGAUGUCGGGGACUAGCUUGGUCAUUCAGCCUUUUCCCAUCCCUCUGCACUUUCUAUUUGAAAUUUUUCUUUUGUCACCCUGUCCCUACCCAUGCCACACUCCCACCUCUUUCUAGGACUUCACUUUGAUACCAAAUUCUCAUUAUUUUCAAUGGGAAUUUUUAUACAUUGAGCCAAGUUUGUACAGCAAGAAUUCAGGAAGGACAGAUGAACUGAGAGAAGCAGUUUAAGUAGAUUUUUGAGACAAUCACCAAGUGCAAUUUCAUGGUGGGUGCCUCCAGGUGAGGUGGAUUGAGGCAGGGGGCUCUGAGAUCUGGGGACUUUUAGUUUGGCUUUAACAAUCUGUCUUAGCCCUAAUGAGAAACCCUUUGUGAGUGG